Molecule: messenger RNA, 2063 nt
Organism: Aspergillus pseudotamarii
Lineage: Eukaryota; Fungi; Ascomycota; Eurotiomycetes; Eurotiales; Aspergillaceae
Product: cytochrome P450
Exons: 3
Coding region: 333-1943 (536 amino acids)
Molecular function (GO): monooxygenase activity; iron ion binding; oxidoreductase activity, acting on paired donors, with incorporation or reduction of molecular oxygen
Source: RefSeq, a predicted model, not a curated record
AUCCGCAACGCAUCGAGUCGCUUUGAAACCCGAUUGAUUCAGUUCGGCGCAGCGGUGGAGACCAAGUUGGUUUUCAUUGUUGUUGUACCUAGGUAACUUUCAGCCAACCGCACUGACCAGUGGUCGGGCUGCAGAUCGUCUGUCAGCAACAAAGACAUCGUGAAUAUCGAUUUCAAUAGGUGACUGAACUCUCUCCUUAACGGCUGUAACCCAUUGUUCUAUCCCGAACUAUUUAAAGCCCCAUGAAGUUGCCCCGUGACACCUCUCUACGACAAUCAAAAUCUCUCUUUGAUCUAAUCCAGGCUCCGGAGUGACCGCAGCCUCUGCUCACAAUGACGGGACUCCCCUGGGCGACGGUCUAUAUCGCGAUCGCUGCGUAUGCAAUCGCCAAAUCGACCUUCGGCAAUUUCAUCCUUCUAUCGAUCCUGGUCUCUCUGCUCAAGGUUUUCUAUAAUUGGGUGCUGUAUCCAGACUUUUUCACGCCGAUCAAGAAAAUUCCAUCGCCUCCCGGUCGAUCGUGGCUCACAGGCAAUUCCGACACAGUCUUUUUGGAGGCGCCUUAUGAGCAUAUGCGUAAAUGGCUGGAAAAUGUUCCAAAUGACGGAUUGAUCCGCUAUUAUGUCUCUAUUAAUCUAGAGCGCAUUUUACCAGUGGGCCCACGAGCUUUGAAAGAAAUUCUGGUCACCAAGUCGUACGACUUCCCGAAACCUGAAUUCAUCAGGGCAAGCCUCAAACGUUUAGCCGGGGAACAUGGGUUGCUCCUUGUGGAAGGGGAUGAUCAUAAGAAAUCUAAAAAGAACCUUCUUCCGGCAUUCGCUUAUCGCCAUGUUAAAGAGAUGUAUCCGAUCUUCUGGUCAAAGAGUAUCGAAAUGGUGAGGGUAAUGGACGAAGACCUGCGAAAAAAGGCUGAUCCAACGGACAAUGUCCUCCGUAUGGGAGCGUACGCCAGUAGGACGGCGCUCGAUAUCGUUGGGGUUGCCGGAAUGGACCAUGACUUCCAAUCUCUUCGUGACCCUAACAACAAGCUCGUGAGAACGUAUCAGAACCUGAUGAGUGAACCGCCAUUGUACAUGAAGAUUAUCUUCCUCCUGACUCUGCUCCUGGGCGACCCUGCCUUCGUUCAUGACCUGCCACUCGAGAGGAACAGGAGUAUUGAGCGAAGUUCUGAAACCAUCCGAGAUGUAGCACGACAGAUGAUCCGGCAGAAGAGAGCGAAAUGGGAAAGUGGGUCCUCCACCUCAGAAGAUAUUGAUAUUGUCUCUGUUGCCCUGCGAAGCGGGAAUUUCACCGAGGAGGAGCUGGUAGACCAAAUGAUGACCUUCUUGGGGGCCGGACAUGAAACCACAUCAACUGCCUUACAGUGGUGUGUAUACGCCUUAUGCAAACACCCCGAGAUACAGAACCGACUCCGCGAAGAGAUCCGUGCAAACCUCCCGUCUAUCUCGACAGAGAACCCCCAGCCGCCUGCUGCUGCCGAUAUCGAUAAUCUCCCAUAUCUCAAUGCAUUCUGUAAUGAAGUCCUUCGCUUUCACCCGUCUGUGCCUGCCACUAUCCGCUGUGCUAGUCGAGACACAACGAUCAUUGGAGAGCCCAUUCCAAAAGGCACAUUAUUUCUGAUUGCCCCCGAAAUCAUCAAUAAGAGCAAAGAGUUCUGGGGCCCCGACGCCGACAAGUUUGACCCAGAACGCUGGCUAGGCCCUGGUCGGGCCAACAAUGGUGGUGCUGACAGCAAUUAUGCCAACCUUACGUUUUUACACGGACCACGGAGCUGCAUCGGCCAGGGAUUCGCUAAAGCAGAGCUGGCCUGUAUGGUGGCCGUCGUUGUGGGCAAGUACCAUAUGGAGCUGAAGAAUCCCAAUGCUCCACUUGAAGUCCGACAACAAGCGACUGUCUGCCCUAAAGACGGUGUGCUUGCUAAGUUUACUACUAUAGAUGGGUGGUGACGAAAUGACCCUGUUGAAUUCAUUUUUGUACAUUAAUAUCGAUCUACUUACUGCUUGGAUAUCUACGAAUUAGGGAUCUAGCUGUGGCAACUCACUAUGGAAAUGGUUGGUGUUCCUUUG